AUGGAGAAAUGGCACCUAGACAAGUGGUUGUCAAUAAAAAAGUAAUUCAAUCUGUAUUUGACCAAAAAAGAGAGGAAAUAAGUUCUUUAAAAGAGCAAUUGAAUGAUUUACUAAAAAAUGUUGACGAGGAGAAAACAGUUGAAAGUCCUGAUUCUUCUUUCGAUAAUGAAGCAGAAUUUACUCAAGUAACCAAAGAAGAAAAACAAGCCACCAUUACCUAUCUAAAUAAUUUAAUAAUUGAGGUCGCUAAAAACGGCAAAGGAGAUUAUUCUUCGCUCUCUUCCGAGAAAUUUAUUCUAAAAAGAGAAUUAAAGGAUUAUCAAAAAAAAGUUCUGCGAGAUGAUGAACGGGCCAAUUAUGAAGAAAAAAUUAAUAACGCCAACAAUAAAGAAAAAGUCCAUAAACUUCGCCAAGUAGUAAUUGAUGAAAUUAUUUAUUAUGUCAAUGAUUUAAAAGGAGGUAGUGGUCGACCGCUAGAAGUCGCAGAAAUUAAAAAUAGUUUUUCAGACUUAAUAAGCAAAGAGACAAGUUACGAAUCAGAAGUUAACGAUAAUUUUAAUAAUCAACAAUAUGUUGGAACUGAAAGGCGAGAGAAUCAAGAACGAGAAGCCUCUGCAACACCUGAAUCAUCGGUUGAUGAAAAUUCCCAUCAGUUAAAAAAAUCUUUCGAAGCCUCUGAGGUAAAUGGUGAAUUUUUUGCAGACAAAUCUUCAGAAAAUAAUAUUAAUCAAAGUUCCAAUGAAAGUUCUCAAGAAACUGAAAGUAUUCAUCAGCAAAAAACUUCGGAACCUUUUUCAAUUAAUAGUGAAGAAACAACAAGCGAACAGCACCAAGUUAAUAAUUCUCUCGUAAAUGAAAAUAAUGAAAGUGAACAAAAUGGAGCAGAAAAACAAUCAGAACUGCUUCGCCAAAAAGAGAAAGAACAAAGACGCUUAGUAAUUAAAAGCAGUAAUAAUCCUGAAGAAAUUUCUCUUGAUAACAUAAGUUAUGAAAAUUUGGGCAAUGACUACACUCUGGAAAAAUUAGAAACUGCCAAAAAAAGCCGACGGGAAAUUUUGGAAAAAGAAAAAUUAACUAGAGAAAAAGAGGCCAAAAAAAGAGAAGUGCAGGAGCAAAAAAAGCAAGAAAAAAUAAAAGAUUAUGAAGAAUUAUUAAAAAAUAUUAAAACUGCUAGCGAUCUUGCUUCAUUGCAGAAAUUUAGCAAUCAAAUUAAUACUUUCGUUUGUGAUGGACUCUCUGAAGAUAAAACUAACAAAGUUUUAGAAACUGCUUAUAGUCAAUUACAAACUGAAUUACAGAAGCAAGCAGCAGCCGGCGAAUAUGAUGCUCUUUCAAGACAAAUCAAUGAAGAAAAUGAUUCAAUUGAUGAAGAAAAGAAAAGAAUCGCCGCUGAAGCCUCAAAAGAUGCUAAAAAAGAAGAAACUGAAAGGUUGCUUCGCGAAGAAAACGAAAGAAAGGAAAAAGAACACUUGGAGAGAGAAGAAAUUCACCAAAUUCUUGCAAAGAAGAAAAAUGAAGAAAUUAUAAAACUCCGUGAUGAAUUUGUUGAAAGCAUUAAAGAAGCCAAAAUCAAAGAGCAAGGUGUAUUGAAAGGCGAUUGGCAAAAAAGACUCCGUGAUGAGGCUGAUAAAGGUGAAAUUGAUCGUGAAAAAGAAAGGCUAAAAAGUUUAAUUGAUAAGGCUAAAGAAGAAGAUAACAAAAUCCGUCAAAUAGGGAACUCAGCCGUGAAAGCGGAUCAAUUAAUUAAAUCAAUUAAAGAGUUAGUUCAACAACAAAAUAACGCAAUUGAUAAAGAAGAGGGUCAAAAUUUUGGCGGAUUAAUUGAUGGCAAAACUCAGGAAGGAAAAAGAGUUCUUCCUAUUGAUUGGAAAGAUAGUAUUAAGGAAAAAAAUGGAAUAGAGGAGAUUAACAAAAGAGCAGAGGAGUUAAAAACCUUAAUUGAUCAAUUUAUAGAAAAAGAAGCAACUCAACAAAAUACUUCUGGAACAAGGAAAAAAGACCCAAAAGAAAACGAAUUAAAUAAAAAUUUAAAAACACUUUUAAGCGGAGAAGCAACUGGAAAAUCAGGUAUAGGUGUUUUAGUUGGACGACUAGGCGGAAAUUAUAAAAAAGAUGUUGAGAAAUGA
This is a messenger RNA of Racocetra persica, 2126 nucleotides long. NCBI's taxonomy places the organism in Eukaryota, Fungi, Glomeromycota, Glomeromycetes, Diversisporales, Gigasporaceae. The record is from the annotation of a GenBank genome assembly.